CGCACGCCGAGAAGCCCAACGGCUGUGGGAGCCUCUGCACCUCCUCCCCUGGCCUGAGGGGGCACACUCGCUGCUCCGCGACCCGGGGCGCCACCUGCUGAAGGGGUCACACGGCCGCGGGCUGGGCGAUCGCGAGGGGAGGAGUCACCUUGAGAGGAGGGACACAGUGGCGAGCCGAGAGCCCCGGAGAGGGCUCGCUUAGCGAGAGGAACACAAAGAAGAGGGGUGCAGCGUCGAGGGGCUCGGGGCACACACGGAGGUGGCAGUGUCAUCCCCAGGAAAGGUCCCCCUGAAGGACAGCGGCCUCCGAGGAGCGGGAUCUCGCCGAGGGGUGGGCUCUGGCGGAGGGAGGGGCUCCCCUGCAGGUGGAGGCUGCUCUUGGAGAGGGUCAUUAGGACAAAGAAGUAAGGGGGUGUUCAGCGGGAGGAACCCCGGAAUCUGAACUUCCCUUAGGGGAAUCGGGAUGGAGUGAGGAGGGGUCGGGGCAGGGCAGGGAUGCGGCCAGAGGCUCCCUACACCGCCGACCACGGCCGCCCGAGAGGACAGGUGUUAGCGAGCCCCGAGAUUAAGGGUGUCGGGGUCCGAAGACCCUAGAAAUGGGCAGUCGGGGUGGGACGCAGGCCAGGCAGGCAGCGGGCUUGAUCGGUGCAGCCCAGGGCGGAGGCCGCCCCGCGCCCGCCGUCCAACCCUAAGACCCCCCCGUUCUUCACGCCCGGCCUACGCGCGAGUGCGUACCUGAGGGGGCGUGGCCGGGGCGCAGCCGGGGCUCCGAGGAGUUAAACGCAAACCGGGCCCAGCCCCGCCCCGGGCAGGCCGCGCAGCCUGAGCCCGGCGGCGAAGCGGAGCAGCAGCCGCCCGCCCGCCUCCGCCCGCGGGGAGCCCGCCCGCCGGCGCCCCGGAGCGCCGCCGCCGCCCGGCCCAGGCCCAGGCCCCGUGCAGAGCGGAGAGCCGCGGCGUUCCACCGGGCCCAGCUCGCCAGCGCGGCGGGGGCGGGCCCAGGACCUUCGGCAGGUCCUCCGUCCUCCAGGCGGGAGUCCCGGCACCCGGGAUCGGACUGGGCCGGCGCCCAUGGCGAGCGCGGCCUGCCCGGGUCCCGGGGACCCGGCCAUGUGAAGCAGGCCUGGGCUGGGGGCCCGGCCAUGGCCGGGGAACGGCCCCCACUGCGGGGCCCCGGGCCGGGAGAGGCGCCGGGGGAGGGGCCGGGGGGCGCAGGCGGAGGCCCGGGCAGGGGCCGGCCCUCCUCCUACCGGGCCCUCCGCAGCGCCGUGUCCAGCCUGGCGCGUGUGGACGAUUUCGACUGCGCAGAGAAGAUCGGGGCCGGUUUCUUCUCUGAGGUCUACAAGGUUCGGCACCGACAGUCGGGGCAAGUCAUGGUGCUGAAGAUGAACAAGCUCCCCAGUAACCGGAGCAACACGCUAAGGGAGGUGCAGCUGAUGAACCGGCUCCGGCACCCUAACAUCCUCAGGUUCAUGGGGGUCUGUGUGCACCAGGGGCAGCUGCACGCUCUUACGGAGUAUAUGAAUGGGGGCACCCUUGAACAGCUGCUGAGCUCCCCAGAACCCCUAUCUUGGCCAGUCAGGCUCCACCUAGCACUGGACAUUGCCCAAGGCCUACGGUACCUACAUGCCAAAGGUGUGUUUCACCGAGACCUCACAUCCAAGAACUGUCUGGUCCGAAGGGAAGACCGAGGCUUCACAGCUGUCGUGGGUGACUUUGGACUAGCUGAAAAGAUUCCUGUGUAUAGGGAAGGGGCAAGGAAGGAGCCGUUGGCUGUGGUGGGCUCCCCGUAUUGGAUGGCUCCAGAGGUGUUGCGGGGAGAGCUGUAUGAUGAAAAGGCUGACGUCUUCGCCUUUGGGAUUGUCCUCUGUGAACUCAUUGCCCGAGUACCUGCGGACCCUGACUACCUGCCCCGCACUGAGGACUUUGGCCUGGAUGUGCCUGCUUUUCGAACACUGGUGGGAAAUGACUGCCCACUGCCUUUCCUGCUUCUGGCCAUCCACUGCUGCAGCAUGGAACCCAGCACCCGUGCCCCUUUUACUGAGAUCACCCAGCACCUGGAGCAGAUCCUGGAGCAGCUGCCUGAGCCUGCUCCCCUCUCCAAGACGCCCCUCACUAAGGCUCCGUUGACGUACAAUCAGGGGUCUGUUUCAAGAGGAGGUCCCUCUGCCACACUUCCCAGGCCAGACCCCCGGCUCUCCCGUAGCCGGUCAGACCUCUUCCUGCCACCUUCACCAGAAUCACCUCCCAGUUGGGGGGACAAUCUAACACGAGUCAACCCCUUCUCACUGCGGGAAGACCUCAGGGGUGGCAAGAUCAAACUCCUGGACACACCCUGCAAGCCGGCCACUCCACUGCCCCUGGUACCGCCAUCACCACUGACCUCUACCCAGCUGCCCUUGGUGACUACUCCAGAGACCUUGGUCCAGCCUGAGACCCCUGCCCGCCGCUGUCGCUCACUACCUUCAUCCCCUGAGCUCCCCCGGCGGAUGGAGACUGCACUGCCAGGUCCUGGCCCUUUCCCCGUGGGCCCCUCUGCUGAAGAAAAGAUGGAAUGUGAGGGCAGCAGCCCCGAGCCAGAGCCCCCAGGGCCAGCUCCCCAGCUGCCUCUGGCUGUGGCCACUGACAACUUCAUCAGUACUUAUUCCUCAGCCUCUCAACCCUGGUCUCCCAGAUCAGGACCUCCCCUCAAUAAUAACCCCCCUGCUGUGGUGGUCAGUUCCCCGCAAGGAUGGACUGGGGAGCCCUGGAACCGAGCACAGCAUAGCCUUCCCCGGGCAGCAGCCCUGGAGCGGACAGAACCCUCGCCACCCCCAUCAGCUCCUCGGGAGCCCGAGGAGGGCCUGCCCUGCCCUGGCUGCUGCCUUGGCCCCUUCAGCUUUGGCUUCCUAUCCAUGUGCCCCCGCCCCACCCCAGCUGUUGCCCGCUACCGCAACCUGAACUGUGAGGCGGGCAGUCUUCUCUGCCACCGAGGGCACCAUGCCAAGCCACCCACACCCAGCCUGCAGCUGCCUGGGGCACGCUCUUAGCAGUGAGGCCUGCGACCUCAGGCUUCCAGCCUUGGCCUUCAGGAUAGCCUGUAAGGACAGAGCGCACUUGCUGGACAAUGCCAGCCCCAGAUGGGCUGACUGGCUCUUCUCCCCGUCUAGGGGAGCCUCAGCAUGGUCCCAAUGGACAGAGCACUUCCUAUCUGACCCCUGGGUUCGCCUUCCCAUGGGGAUCACUGAACUAGACACAGCAUUGCUGACACACAAGACUAACACGUGCAAAUUAUUUAAAAAUAUUUCAAUAAAACUGCCUGGCUGGCUCCGGGCCAUCCAUCCA
Microtus oregoni (creeping vole) is the source of this 3321-nucleotide messenger RNA. RefSeq names its product testis associated actin remodelling kinase 1 (gene Tesk1). The coding region runs from base 1140 to 3026 and encodes 628 amino acids. The record is from RefSeq and is a predicted model, not a curated record. NCBI's taxonomy places the organism in Eukaryota, Metazoa, Chordata, Mammalia, Rodentia, Cricetidae. The transcript is spliced from 10 exons. Gene Ontology annotation, biological process: actin cytoskeleton organization; positive regulation of stress fiber assembly; protein phosphorylation. Gene Ontology annotation, cellular component: nucleus; cytoplasm. Gene Ontology annotation, molecular function: protein serine/threonine kinase activity; ATP binding.